AUGUGUGGCCCGCUGGCCAUCCUUAUCACCUUCUCCGCGCUCGGUCCCUUCUGGCCUACUCCGACCAAAUACCCGGCGCCCCCCUGUCCGUCUCAUUCUGCCACAUCCCGAUCCACAUACCACCCAUCUUGGCACAGGAAAGCGGCCCGUACAGUCGGGACUGCAGCGGGCUCUGUCAAGGACACAGGGCAACGCCUCACCCGGCGCCAGCGCGACCAUGUACCGCGCCCGAAUGGUGACCACCGCUUUCAGCGCCGGAGAGAGCGCCCAUCCGUGGGCCGAGGAAUCCAGUGGACGGGGGCGCGCGUGGUCCGAGGUACCCAAAACGGACAGUGGGAGUAUCAUCUUCCCAAGAUAUUCAACGAUGAAUACGUGCUUUUCAACUGGACCUCGGAAGACACCGAGGCCUCCAUUGACACUGUCACUGAAUCAUUGAAACGUCCCUCCCCGGGCAGCGGCAUCGCUUUCCUCCAGCCCAUCGACGACGUCGACAGCUGCUUCAGACCCGCCGACUGGCCUUUUGAGCAAAAGGAUGAUCCUGCUGACGCCCCGAUCCUCUACGUCCACAUCCGCACAUUUACCGACGCGACUGUCAUCGCCAUCAGCAUGCUGCAUGUCUUCGGCGACCAGCUUGGUCUCGCCAACAUUGUGAAAGCAUGGAUGGGUAUUCUCGAGGGGAAAGCACCUCCUCCGUUCGUAGGGUACGACGAAGAGGUACUUCCACAUGAUAAGGCAUUUGAGGAUUUCCCGAAGCGGGAUACGCACCGUAAGGGGUGGAUGCGGGUCAGGCGGUAUGGCGAGUACUUGUUCGUGCUACUCGGCUUCAUCCUGGACCUGAUCCUACAUGCCGAGGAGAGCCACAUCAUCUUCUUCCCGCUCCAGAUGGUCGAGUCGAUGCGGUUUGCGCACAUGUAUAAGACAUCACCUGUUACAAUUUCACUCUCGCAAACCGUCAAUCUGCGUGGCCGUGUCCCUCAGCUUUUGUCCCCCGCGCGCAACGGCUAUAUCCACAACGCCCUAAUCUAUGCGUCAUCUCGUUACCGUCACUCGCGCUCCACGUCCGUCGGCGAGAUUGCGUACCUCAACCGCCAAGCCGUCAACGAAACCUUGACGACCAAAGGCAUCGACGUCGGGUUGGCUGUGAUGCGGGAAAUGGUCAAGCGCGGCCAGUCCACGCACAUUUGUGAACCAUUCGAGAAGUCAUACGCCGUGACCAACUGGUGUGGAGCCUGGAAAGAUGUCGAUUUCACUAAUGCAGCGAAAACGAGAGAGAAGCAGGGCGACGAGACCCGUCCGCUGGGCCUGCUUGUCCUGGGCCACGGCGGAGAGCGAAAGACGCCUAAAAGAUUCCAUUCCACUGUCAUGUGCAAGACGAAUGAUGGUUAUUGGGUCGAUUUCAGUACAUCCCGAAAGGGCAUGAAGGCGAUCAAGGACUAUAUCGCCUCGGAUCCGGCGCUGGAACGGUUUUAG
Verticillium alfalfae VaMs.102 is the source of this 1470-nucleotide messenger RNA. RefSeq lists its product as hypothetical. The transcript is spliced from 6 exons. Lineage: Eukaryota; Fungi; Ascomycota; Sordariomycetes; Glomerellales; Plectosphaerellaceae. The record is from RefSeq and is a predicted model, not a curated record. The coding region runs from base 1 to 1470 and encodes 489 amino acids.